Messenger RNA from Frieseomelitta varia, 1702 nucleotides. RefSeq names its product sensory neuron membrane protein 1-like. Gene Ontology annotation, cellular component: cytoplasm; membrane. NCBI's taxonomy places the organism in Eukaryota, Metazoa, Arthropoda, Insecta, Hymenoptera, Apidae. The record is from RefSeq and is a predicted model, not a curated record. The transcript has 9 exons. Bases 85 to 1644 code for a protein of 519 amino acids. Gene Ontology annotation, molecular function: scavenger receptor activity.
CGGCACUGGACGAAGAAACCUCGCGUACUCUCUUCUCGAUCGACGUCGUAUUCACUAGCUCGGCCAAAUGAAGUGUGUGUUACUAUGAAGCCGAAGAAAUUGGGCAUCAUCGGUGGUUUCUUCCUCGUUUUCGGAUUUUGCGUGAUCGCGUUUCCUCCGUUCUUCAAAUCGCAGCUCAAAAAGCGAGUAACUCUGAAACCUAAUUCCACGAUACGAAAAUUCUGGUCACAUUUCCCUUUUCCAUUGGACUUCAAAGUUUAUCUGUUCAACGUGACGAAUCCAGCGGAAAUCAGCGCAGGAAAGAAACCAAUUAUCCAGGAAGUGGGACCAUUUUUCUACGACGAAUAUAUACACAAGAUAAAUUUGGUUGAUCGAGAAGAAGACGACAGUGUGGAGUACAGCACGAGAUCUACUUGGUUUUUCAAUCCGUCGUUAAGUAGCCCAUUAACUGGUGAGGAAGAGCUAGUCAUUCCUCAUCUCUUUAUCGUCAGCAUGGUCAAACUUAUCUUCAAAUACCAACCAAAAGCUGUAGGAGUGCUCAAUAAAACUGUGGACACUAUGUUUCACAAACCCAGUUCCAUCUUCGUAAGGGUGAAAGCAAGAGAGAUUCUCUUCGAUGGUUUACCUAUCGACUGCACAGGGAAAGAUUUAGGUUCGAAAAUAAUUUGCAACGUAUUGAAACAAAGAGAUGACGUUUUCAUACCUGCUGGAUCUGGACAGUAUUUGUUCUCCAUUUUUGGUUUUAGAAAUGGAACCAUUGCUCCUGAUCGUAUACGAGUAUUACGGGGGACAAAGAAUUACAAAGACGUGGGGAAAGUGAUUGAACUGAACGGACAGAAAAAGUUGAAUGUUUGGUCCGGGGAUGAAUGCAAUACGUUCCAUGGCACGGAUUCGACGAUCUUCGCGCCAAUUCUCACAGAAAACGAGGAUCUCGUGACGUUUUUAUCGGAGUCUUGUAGAAGCUUCAUUUUACAUUACUCUCACAAGAACAAAGUCAAAGGCAUCAACACGUUCCACUAUACAGCCGAUUUAGGUGACAUGAGUACAAAUCCUGCGGAAAAGUGUUUCUGUCCUACGCGAAAGACUUGUUUAACGAAAAAUCUUUUUGAUGUGUCCAAGUGCGUAGAUAUUCCAAUUAUUGUUUCUUUGCCGCAUUUUCUUGGAUCAGAUGAAAAAUACUUGAAAAUGGUUGACGGACUUCAUCCAAAUGAUGAAGACCAUGGAAUUCAUAUGGACUUCGAACCAACGACAUGCUUACCUUUAGCCUUGCACAGCAGGACACAAUUCAAUAUGUUUCUUCAAAAGGUGACAAAAUUCCAGUUAAUGAAAAAUUUCCCAAAAUGUUUGUUCCCGUUUUUAUGGUUUGACCAGGGUCUGACGAUCCCCGAUAAGUUUAUGGUAAUAAUAAUAAUCGUGUUCAAGCUAAUAAGCAUAAUCAGGUUUAUGAAGUGGUUUAUAAUAAUAAGCGGCACUUGCAUGAGCGGAGCAGCAGCCAGAAUGUUCUUCAAAGGCAAAGAAAAACGUCCUUUGAAUGUAACGGAGGUAAUACCGCACUCGGAAAAUGAAAAGGAUGAACAGAUAAAAUGGGCUAAUCCGACGAAUAAGAUUAGUACGAUACCGCCUAUUUUCGACGAAUUAAAUUAAUUAAAGACGUCCUUAUCGACUUUCUAUUUUGUCUAACAUGUAUUUGUGUAUUUUGAAU